This is a messenger RNA of Oncorhynchus gorbuscha (pink salmon), 1872 nucleotides long. RefSeq lists its product as uncharacterized. Lineage: Eukaryota; Metazoa; Chordata; Actinopteri; Salmoniformes; Salmonidae. The transcript is spliced from 7 exons. The coding region runs from base 122 to 1297 and encodes 391 amino acids. The record is from RefSeq and is a predicted model, not a curated record.
UAACCGAAAUCUGCCUCGGUCCUAACCGAAACUAACCGAAAUCCGCUUUCCUUCGCCGUCCGUUACUUUCAAACAUCUAGUUACGGUAGUUAGCAAAAGCUCAAAGCAGGAGACCUCGGAGAUGAUUCUUUCUAAGCGGAUAGACUAUGAACAUUUCGAGACUCAGUCUCAAUAUUCGACAGACCAAGGAAGUCAAGGAGGUGAGACCGGUGGCUACAUCAGGGUGAAUCUGCAGUAUUGUGUGAGGUGGGGAAGCUCCAUGCGUCCAUCCAGACUGAGUCGCUCAGCCUCCACCAAGGCCUCUGAAGCCUGGGGCUCCAGUGACCCUGCUGCCCAGCCGGGGAUGACGAGGAGGAGGAGGAGGAGUAGUAGUAGGCGGCGAGGGCAGGGUGAAGGGACAGUGCCGGACUGGGACUCUGCUGACUCAAGCAUCGUGAUCUCAGACGAGGACACGGAUCUUGACCUGAUUGACCAUCACCAUGGAAACCACAGUGUCUCAGAAUGUGGGUCACCACCGCAAGAGCUGUCAGUCAGCCAGGGGAAGGCUGUGAUUGGUGGAAAGGUGACAGGGCAGAUGGAAAGAGGCGUAGAGUCAGACGCUGAAUCGUGCUGCUCAUUGGACAGCAUUGUCUCUGGCCCCUCCUUCAUGGUUCAAAGCACUCCACUAACUCUUCCCCCUGGUCUGUGUUUGACAUGUCAGAGACUUCACAGAGAAGCCCAGAGGGGAAGACCCACUCCGCUGGACAAACUAACAGACAAUGAUCCCACUUCCUUGUCAUGUGACCAAUGGGUUCUCAUGAAGAAGUGGACACCCAGAAGACCACAGAACAUUAAAGGGAGGCUGUGGAUCCAUCUGGGCCGGAUUAGACACAGAGAGCAGACCAGGGGAGAACAGCCAGCCUGCUCCAGACCACACAUUUUCCUACAGAGGAACCUGGGGAGGUAUGAGAACCAGGCUGUGAGCAGAGGGAGGAAGAGGAAGAAGAGGUCCAGAGGAAGUCGUCAGAGGGCAGGAACAUGCAUCCAAAGCAACAGUCUCAACCGCAGUGGUCUCCAUAGCAGCGCUCUCCAUAGCGAUCCUGAUGAAAAGGCGGAGAACAGUGAUGACAGCAGUCUGGAGCGUACACACAGGGUCCUCACCUUCCAAGUGGUCCCCUCUGCCGUUGCCAUGGAAACCCCGCAGGAGGCCACGCCCCCACAGGAGGAGGAGCCCAGGAAGAAGAGCAGCGGCUUCAGAUCCCAGCUGGCUCAGCUCCAAGCCAACCGCAGCCGCGUCGUCAGGGAAACACACACAUGACUGAUGACAUCACUGUCAGAUUCCAAAUAUGUUCUUCAUUGCCAUCCUUGAUUGUUUUGUCAAUUCUCUACCUGCUUCUGCUGUUUGUUCUCCUUCAAGCAUGGCUGGAGGGAGUUACCAUCAUAGCUCUUCCAUUAGAGGGGACAUGCAUGGAGUUACUAUUUACACAGUGUCUCUUAUACUAGUUGAAUCUAGCUUUGAAUGUAAAUAAUAAUCAGCCUCAUUGUCAUGUUUCUGUUGAAGUUAGUUAUCUGUAUCAGAUCUUCCCUGUUUAUUUCACACUGAAGAAUACAUGUUAUUUUAUUGUAUCUUCUGUUCAGAGAUGAGGUCUCUACUACCAGACACAGCUGGGACAGUGCCCUCUACUGAUCUGGCCCGUAUUCAUUAACCUCAGAAUAGGACUGCUGAUCUAGGACCAGAUCAGAAUGAAGGGACAGGGGGUCCUGAUCCAAUUCAGAAAGGACAUGGGGUCCUGAUUCUAUUCAGAAUGGAGGGACAGGGGGUCCUGAUUCUAUUCAGAAUGGAGGGAUAGGGGGUCCUGAUUCUAUUCAGAAUGGAGGGACAGGGGGUCCUGA